Phytophthora infestans T30-4 is the source of this 789-nucleotide messenger RNA. RefSeq lists its product as uncharacterized. The transcript has 2 exons. Bases 1 to 789 code for a protein of 262 amino acids. The record is from RefSeq and is a predicted model, not a curated record. Lineage: Eukaryota; Oomycota; Peronosporomycetes; Peronosporales; Peronosporaceae.
AUGAUGCACUGCAUGGGAAGGCGUGAGGCGCCCGCAGUCACUGCGGCAGUGCGGGCGCUCUUUCCUACAGUAACUGGUUCAGCAAACGAACUCUUCUUUCUACCAAUCAAAACCCAUGUCUACCGCUUGUGCCAUAAGUUGUGGCUCAAAGUGUCAGGCGCAGAGGGUGUAGCGAAGCCCCCGCUGGCAGUGACGCCACCCCCGAUCCGGGAGAGAACGAUGGAGCAACUUGUCGCCGCUACACUCGGCAUCGCAUUCGCAGUCAUCAUCGCGUUAUUCGCUCACUCCCGUUGGCGUUCUCCCUCUUCCACGGAAACCGACAGCAGCGACGACGAAACGUCUGGACCGAUCGGUGUCAAUGUCGUGGCUGAUCAUGACGAGCACGACUCCCUUCUACCCAACCUAGCCGGUGUACUACGAUCGCCAUGGCAAAGUGUGUCCAGAAAACCAAAGGAGCAGCCCAAGAUGACGCGUUUGGCUCGAAAGGGAUCGCCCUCCAUGUCGCUGCCUCUUCGUAAGAAGAAGAAGAAACCUGCUGAAGUACCCGUCAAGAAGAUCCAUGUACCAUAUUUCUUCCCACUUCUGGAUGAGACGGCAGAGUGGUGGCAAACGCAACUGCCUACUAUGGGCGAGCCUCAACCCACACCAGAGCAGGAGCCUGAAACAAGUCGAAAGAGUCAUCCUGACGAGGACGAAGUGCUCGCUAGCAACCGGAGUAACGGGAAUACACAGGAUCCUACGAGUAAAGACAACUUGUACUACUACAGCAGCUAUUUCAUCAGCCCCUGA